CUGGAGGAGAGCAAGGAGCAGAUAAUGGCCAUGCAGGCUGGGCUGCUCAAGGUGGUGCCCCAAGCUGUUCUUGACCUCUUCACCUGGCAGGAGCUGGAAAAAAAAGUCUGUGGAGACCCUGAAGUCACUGUUGAUGCCCUGAAGAAGCUCACCCGGUUUGAGGACUUUGAGCCAUUGGACACCCGUGUUCAGUACUUCUGGGAAGCGCUCAACAACUUCACCAAUGAGGAUCGCAGCCGCUUCCUCAGAUUUGUCACUGGCAGAAGCCGCCUUCCGGCACGGAUCUACAUCUAUCCAGACAAGAUGGGCUCUGAGACAACAGAUGCUUUGCCGGAGUCCUCCACCUGCUCCAGCACCCUCUUCUUGCCCAACUAUGCCACAGCCAAGGUAUGUGAAGAGAAGUUGCGCUAUGCUGCCUAUAACUGCGUGGCCAUUGACACAGAUAUGAGUCCAUGGGAGGAAUGAUGUGGCAGCCUGACCGAGCAGCAUGGACAAUCAUUCGACAAAACUGUGCAGUGAGAAGAGCUCCCUUGUCCCUCCAGAUGUGUAUAUAUAAUAAACGUAUAGGUGUGAAGCCUG
Leptosomus discolor (cuckoo roller) is the source of this 579-nucleotide messenger RNA. The record is from RefSeq and is a predicted model, not a curated record. NCBI's taxonomy places the organism in Eukaryota, Metazoa, Chordata, Aves, Leptosomiformes, Leptosomidae.